Molecule: messenger RNA, 330 nt
Organism: Dentiscutata heterogama
Lineage: Eukaryota; Fungi; Glomeromycota; Glomeromycetes; Diversisporales; Gigasporaceae
Source: the annotation of a GenBank genome assembly
AUGGAGGGAUAUGUUUCAGUUAAAUAUGAGAACCCAGGACCUCGACCUAAUGAAAUAAAAAUAUUUCAUCUUGAUGAGGAAGGGAAAUCUUAUGAACCGCUAGAAUUAGUAGAACCUAACAAGCCGAAAGAAUUUAAAAUUUAUAAACAAGAGGGUCAAUAUUUUAAGAUUGGUGAUAGUGAAACAGAUCUGGAAGAAAUUAAGAAUAAUCAAGGAACAAUAGACAGUCUUUCUAUAUGCGGAUGUAAAAUAUGGUUACAAAAAAUUCUUAUUCAAAUUUCGUGUAAAAAAUGCGAUUUAUUGAGCGCUAAAAAUAAUUCCCAAUCAUAA